AUGACUGAAGAGAAAGAAAAAGUAGAAGUGACAAAAGUGGACAAACCUGAAUUUGAAGUAAAUGAGAAAGAUAAGGUUCUGGAAAGUGACAAUCCGCAAGAAAUCGAAAAAGAUGUUACCAAAUCAAAUUCUGAAGAUAAAGAAAAUUUUAAAGAUGAUGGAACACAUAAUGAGAAUAAUAUGGCUUUGAAUGCUGAAACUAUGAAUAUGGAUAAUUUGGAAGAGAAAGAUGUAAAUGUUGAGGAGAAUAUUAAUACUGACGAUGACGAAAGUCGAAAGAAGUGGAGCUCUGGAAAUAAACAUAAAGACAAGGAUCGCAAUAAGAAUCCUCCUUCUAAUUCCCACUACAACAAACCCCAUUAUUCGCAUGUUAUUUCUAAACCUCAUAAAAACAAAUAUGGAACACUUUCCCAAAUUCAUACAGUACAUUCUCACUCUCAUGGUCAUAAAGAACAUUACUAUGUACCUUUACCUUAUCAGGAAGACAAGGACAAGCCUACAUCUACUGUACCUGAGCCAGAAUAUCCAAAUUUUAUUUCAGUUUUUCACCCCGUUGUUGAUAAUGUAUGUGACCGCGUUUGGUUUAUAGACAGUGGCGUUCUUGGCUAUGUGGACGGUCAUAAAGAAGUAUCUAGACCAUCUAUCUGGGUAGUUGAUUUGCCUACAAGGGGAAAAUGUGGCGAGGGUCCUUAUCCUGUCAGUCAUCGUUACGAAAUUCCCAGUAACGUUCUUCCCGGAGGAACAUAUCAUGGACUAUCUUACGUGUCCUUAGAUUACAAAAAAGGUGGAACCUGUGAUGACGUUUUUGUAUACUUCCCAGCAAUUUUGACCGGUCGAGUAAAUGUAUACGAUUUCAAGAAUAAUAAGGCAUGGUCUUUCCAGGAUCACUACUCAUUCUUCCCGGUCAUUAGCACUAGCACUUUUGUCCAGGAAGACGAAAAAUAUACCAUGAAUUACGGAGUGUUCUCAAUUACUUUGGGUUGGAGGGAUGCUCGUGGCUAUCGCACGGCUUAUUAUAUAUCUCCGACUUCGACUGUUGAAUUUGGAGUAUCUACAGAAGUACUCAAACAAAAAGAUCUCGCACCAUUAAACUACAAUUCAGAUGACUUUAAACCUAUUGGUAAUCGAGGUUGUGAAACACAAGCACAAAUUCAUGUCUUUGAUUCAAAGAAUGGAGUGAUUUUCUAUGGUGACAGACACGGCCUAUCUUUGAGAUGUUGGAAUGUGAGAAAACCUCUUACACCGGACAACGUUGAUGUUGUAUAUAACGAUGCUAAUCUUGUCUAUGUUCAUAGCAUGUUUAUUGAUGAAAAAGGAUAUUUAUGGGCCCUGAGCAACAAGAAUCCUCACUACUUUUCCUACGGAUUAGAUACCACUAAAGUUAAUGUCAGACUCUACCGUGUGCACGUUGACGAUGCCAUCAGGGGUACAGUUUGUGCUAAUGAUGAUGAUGAAUAUAAAGCAGAAGGAGUCUUUGAUUACUCAAAAACUCCGGAGGACUUCAUAAAAUAAGCUUAUAGGAAGUCACAAAAAAGAAACUUUUAGUUGAAAAAAGUUGAUAUUGUAAUCAUCAUUUACAGAGAUCACAAAUAAGUAUAUAACAUGAUUGUGAACUUCAUAUAAUAUUUAUAAAAAGAAAUUUACCAGAUAAUCAAAUAGAAAUAAAUUGCAUCAUAAUAAAUGAAUUAAUUCACGUUUCGCAUAUUUAAUUUUACUCAACAUUUAUUUGAAAAUUCACCUGUGUGUUGUUUACAAAUCUGUAAUAUAUAUUUAUUGUACAGCUGCGAUGGGCCUAUAAAAUUAGAUCAAUUUCUGUA
This is a messenger RNA of Phlebotomus papatasi, 1817 nucleotides long. RefSeq names its product L-dopachrome tautomerase yellow-f2-like. Lineage: Eukaryota; Metazoa; Arthropoda; Insecta; Diptera; Psychodidae. The coding region runs from base 1 to 1512 and encodes 503 amino acids. The record is from RefSeq and is a predicted model, not a curated record. Gene Ontology annotation, cellular component: extracellular region. The transcript is spliced from 3 exons.